Grammomys surdaster is the source of this 7086-nucleotide messenger RNA. RefSeq names its product 6-phosphofructo-2-kinase/fructose-2,6-biphosphatase 2 (gene Pfkfb2). Gene Ontology annotation, molecular function: 6-phosphofructo-2-kinase activity; ATP binding; fructose-2,6-bisphosphate 2-phosphatase activity. The record is from RefSeq and is a predicted model, not a curated record. Bases 133 to 1686 code for a protein of 517 amino acids. Gene Ontology annotation, biological process: fructose metabolic process; fructose 2,6-bisphosphate metabolic process. Gene Ontology annotation, cellular component: cytosol. NCBI's taxonomy places the organism in Eukaryota, Metazoa, Chordata, Mammalia, Rodentia, Muridae. The transcript has 15 exons.
CCCAAUCUCCGCGAGCCCGGACUUCUUCAGUCUGUCUGCCAGCUCUGGUUCCCGGCGCUCCGGUGGCGACACCGGGUCUACAGCGGGGAGGACGAAUAGGACAGGUCUUAGGGUGCCUCCUGAAGAACUACCAUGUCUGGGAAUAGUACAUUUUCCACAGAAGAUAGCAGCAGCUAUAAACCCAGCGCCUCAAACCUCCGCAGGGCAGGGAAGAAAUGCUCAUGGGCUUCCUAUAUGACCAACUCCCCAACACUCAUUGUUAUGAUUGGCUUGCCAGCCCGGGGUAAAACUUAUGUGUCCAAGAAACUAACACGCUACCUCAACUGGAUUGGAGUACCCACCAAAGUGUUUAACCUUGGGGUAUAUCGACGUGAAGCAGUCAAGUCCUAUCAGUCUUAUGACUUCUUUCGACAUGAUAAUGAAGAGGCUAUGAAGAUCCGAAAACAGUGUGCCCUGGUGGCACUGGAAGAUGUUAAGGCCUAUUUUACUGAAGAGAGUGGGCAGAUUGCGGUGUUUGAUGCCACCAAUACCACUCGGGAGAGGAGGGACAUGAUUUUGAACUUUGCCAAGCAGAAUGCCUUCAAGGUAUUCUUCGUGGAAUCUGUCUGUGAUGAUCCUGAUGUCAUUGCUGCCAAUAUUCUGGAGGUAAAAGUGUCAAGCCCUGACUACCCCGAAAGGAAUAGGGAGAAUGUGAUGGAGGACUUCCUGAAGAGAAUUGAGUGCUACAAGGUCACUUACCAGCCCCUUGACCCAGACAACUAUGAUAAGGAUCUUUCUUUCAUAAAGGUAAUAAAUGUAGGCCAGAGAUUUCUGGUCAACAGAGUUCAGGACUACAUCCAGAGUAAGAUUGUCUACUACCUGAUGAAUAUCCAUGUCCAUCCUCGUACCAUCUACCUUUGCCGGCAUGGAGAGAGCGAGUUCAACCUUUUGGGAAAGAUUGGAGGUGACUCUGGCCUUUCAUUGCGAGGAAAGCAGUUUGCUCAGGCUCUGAAGAAGUUUCUGGAGGAACAGGAGAUCCAGGACCUCAAAGUGUGGACGAGUCAGUUGAAGAGGACAAUUCAGACCGCUGAGUCUCUGGGCGUGACCUAUGAGCAGUGGAAGAUCCUCAAUGAGAUUGAUGCUGGCGUGUGUGAGGAGAUGACAUAUUCAGAGAUUGAGCAACAGUAUCCAGAGGAAUUUGCACUUCGAGAUCAAGAGAAGUAUCUGUAUCGAUAUCCUGGUGGGGAGUCCUACCAGGACCUGGUACAGCGGCUGGAGCCUGUCAUCAUGGAGCUAGAACGGCAAGGCAACAUCCUCGUUAUCUCCCACCAGGCUGUCAUGCGCUGCCUCCUGGCCUACUUCUUGGAUAAAGGCGCAGAUGAGUUACCAUACUUGAGGUGCCCCCUCCACAUCAUCUUCAAACUUACUCCUGUGGCCUAUGGUUGCAAAGUGGAAACAAUUACACUGAAUGUGGAUGCUGUAGACACACAUCGUGAUAAGCCAACUCACAACUUCCCCAAGAGCCAAACCCCUGUAAGGAUGAGAAGGAACAGCUUUACGCCUCUGUCCAGUUCGAACACAAUAAGGCGUCCAAGAAAUUACAGUGUUGGGAGCCGACCCCUCAAGCCCCUCAGCCCUCUCCGUGCCCUGGACUUGCAAGAAGGGGCGGACCAGCCGAAGACCCAAGUCAGCAUUCCGGUGGUGUAACUGUGUGUUUCCCUCCAGCUUUGGCCUCUUGCCCUUGCCACUAAUCAACCAAGAAGUCAUUUAACUUUAACCUCCUCGUGUCCCAGCGUUGAUCUGAACAUGGAAUCUGAGCUCAUGCGUGUGCAGAGCAGCCUCAGCCAUUCUCUAGUGUAAACACCUCACCCGGGGGCAAGAUGGCAAGUUGGGUUUUUAGGACAGGUCCCCAGAUGGGAUGAUCUGAAAGAAGAGGAGCCAAGCAUGAGUCAUAGACUUGGUUCUUCUGUUUCCUAUUGUCUAAGCCCAGUGUCUGUGAAGUGUGUGUGUGUGUGUAUGUGUGGAAGGGGGGUUGUCGGGAGGGAGUGCUGAAUAGCGUGAGAUGUAACAACCUGUUUGUCAUUCACAUGUGUCCUUUACAUCUGUCCUUACAUCCUUAACUUCCCUGUCCUAUAGCUUCUCUUUAGGUUGUCUGGUGUGAUGCAUGGUAUUGUGACGUCUUAAAGUCAGGGAUUGUUGAUAGGUAUCUAAGUCCCAUUGGUGCUGUCUGCACUCGGGUCUGGAUCUGCACUGGGAGAGUCUUCUCCCUUCCCUUCUCCCUUCCUCUCCAGCCAGGUCCAGCAAGGGUCAGCCCAGGCUACAGAACAUCCACAGAAAGCCCUGGAGUUUGCAAAUGGACAUAGGGUGAGAGCUCUUGCCUCUUUUCAUGAGACACAAUCCUGAGUUUUUGCUGCCCUGGGGAGCUAGCUCUAAGGAUGUGGAUAUGCCUUGCUUUGUGUACCUAGCUUGAAGAGCCGGACAGUUCUCUGCUGGCUGUGAAAUGGGGCUGAGGCGAAGUCUAGGCCUUGUCGAUUGACAGUUGAGAAUGUUUGUCCUGUGGCUCUCCUUUUCCUUGCCAUUGCAGUAACUUCCCUGCAGCCCAUGACCUCUGGGGCUGUGUAAAAGCACCAUUGAGCCCGGAAUUUCUCCAGGCAACAGUGAGGGUCUUCAGUGAGUUCAGUAAAGCUGCUCAUUGUUUACCAGUACUUUUUGGAAUAAUUUCCUAAAGCUAAGUUUUUUCAUGAAAAGUUAUUCUUUGGUCAUGAAAAAAGUUUUGAUGAACUUAUAACCUGUCUUAUUGGGGGCAUUUUGUUUAUAUAAGAAAAUAUUACAAUAUUCCAAGAAGUCUUCUGGGUUUUGGCUCUUGAAAGUUUAUUUGUAUCUAUUUUUUGCUUAAAAAGAGGAUUCUCCAUAUUGGCCCAGGGCCUUGUGUUUGCUAAGAGAGCACCCUGCUGUUGAGCGCAGUACCAUUCCACUCUGGUACAUGUUUCUAAGGGACAAAUCUAAAGGUCUCAUGAGUUUUUUCAGAAGAGACAGGUGACUCCUUACCUCUCAGUUUGUCAUGUGGGGCCAAGUGGUGAGAGAAAGUUAUCAAGUUUCUUCAUUUUGUCUUGUGAUAGAAAGCUUUUUUCAUAGUUCUUAUCCAGAAACAUUUCUUAGACUAUGCUAUAGGAUUUUUGAAAUAUAUAUAUAUACCUUGGUUCCCUUGAGACAGACUGAGUACUGUCUCCAAACUCUCUGGGAUUGGAAUCUUAAUAUUUGAGUGUUUAAAUGACUUCCUGAAGAGUUAGUCCCAGGUUAAGAAGGCCACUUGAGGAGCUGAAGAGAUGGCUCAGUUAUAACAGCACAUGCUGCUCUUCCAGAGGUUCAGAGCUUGGUCCCUAGCACUCCUAUUGAGUGGCUUACAGUAGCCUAUAGCUCCAGCUCUGGGGCAUCUGAUGUCUUCUUCUGGGCUCCCCAGGUACUUUCACAUAUGUAGCUCAUGUACACAUAGACACACAAAUAAACAUAAAUAAUACUAAAACUAAAACUUUUUUUUCAGUCCCACUUUAUGAAGCUGAAUAGAAAAAUACCAGUCUAUUGAUAUGUUAGACAAAGUGUCAGACUGGAAAUUAUGAAUUUAUGGUUCUGAAAAGACAGUUCUUUGGAAUUAGAUGCUGAGGCAUUGCAGUUUUGACUGAAGUAAUCCCUUCAAAGGCAGGCUGCCUUGUUAGAAAGAUAUUCUAGAUUCUAGUCCCAUCUUAUAUCUUUGGCACUACAAGGAGGAUAUGCAACAAAUUACUGACUUAAACACAUGUUCUUGGAUCCAUGCUGAAAAUGUACUAAGGUGAAGCGCACUGAGCUGGAACGCAUGGCCUGAUGGAGGGCCUCAUCACAGGCUGCUGAUAGCUGGCCUUGAGCCCUUUACCUCCUGCUCCAUAUAGAUGCUACCUACCUUCCUGAAACUCAUCCAAGACAGAGUAACUGAGAAAUCCAGUCAGGCAGUGUGCACUGUCCCCUGUUUGCCUUUGAUGGUGGGCUCUAGGUAUGGUGUGGAAAACACAUGCAAAAUGACAAAACAAAAAUGUUCAGUUUCCUGGACCCGAUGAUUACAAACAAACAAAAGAACACAAGAACAACAACGACAACAACAGCAGCAAAUGACUUUUGACUGGUCAGACUUGUGUUCAAGGUUGAGAUUAGAUAACGUAUCUAAGGGCUUGCUCCUGGAGAAGACUGAAUCUUCCUCUCUCAGCAGCCGUUGAGUGCUUGUGGCUCUUCUUCUAGGGUGGAUUUUUAUAUACACACACAUAUGUAUACAUAUGUAUAAACCUAAAUAUACACAUGUGUGUAUAUACACCUGUGCACGCCACAAUAACUAGAGGAAGGGAUUAUGAUCUUGAGGGAGUGGGAGAAACCUUGGAAGAGUUGGAAAAGGGGCAGGAGGCCUAGAAUACAGUACUUGUGUGUGAAAUACUAAAAAUAAAAAAGACAGGAGAUGUAAUUGAUAAGUGAACAUUGCAAAACAAUCAAACAUUCUAGAAGAGCUGACAUUAGGGUAGAGUAUAGCUUGUCCUCUGACUGUUUCCUUGUUCUGUGGCUGUCCCAGGGGGUUGGCAUGUCCUCUCCUCACAGUGAGAGGAUGAGAUAUGAUGUGUUUGGUGUGUCUGGCACUUUUACACAGUUGCCUUGUCUACUGCUUAGUUAUUGCAACUCUGGUCCAAAUUGGCAUUCAGUCUUUCUUCUGCUGCAAGGUAAGAGUAGUUCAGAGCUACUGAGCGGAAAGAGGAAGAACAUUGUUCUAACAGCUACUAAGGAUAGUCUAGCUUGUAAAAGGAGACUUUUCUGACCACUUGGAAUUGAGCUAGCCUGUUGUAAGUGCCAUCUUUAGGAGUGGACUCUCAGUCUGCUGCUUGCUCUUCUCAUUUCCACUGUGUUAGUUUACUUCUAUAAGAAGGGUUGGGGAAGUCUGGUUAUCCCUGCAUAGCAAGGAGCAGAAGUUGGAGCUGAAAAGCAGCAGCUUCCUUCAACAUCCUUCGGCUUUUAGAGCAAGGCCUUUCAGAGUAGCUGAGCAGGAACAGCAGGGAGACACAGAGUGGAAAGUACUCUUAUUCCAAAGUUUAGGAAAGUUCCACUUUCAUCCUUUUUUAUUUUUGCCCUUGUUUCUUACUAGUGAGAGGUUUACCAGGCUGUGCUUGUGUCUAUGUAUCACAAACCCCACAAAGAGAAUAUGACUUUUAGAGUACCCAGAGUUGAAGUUUUCAGUUUUCUCAUGGGGAAAAUAGGUGAAGACCUACCUGUAUAAAACAGAGAAAAGAAAAUAAUUGUUUUUUUAUUUAUUUAUUUUGUUUUAUUUUUAAACUCAAAACAGAAUGGGAGAUAAAAUCCUGAAAAAUGGUGGAGGGGUCCUGGAGAUAUAGUUCAGUGGUAGAGUACUUGCCUAGCCUAUAGGAGGCCCUGGGUUCCAUCCCCAGUGCUGGGGUAAACAAGCACAAAACACAAAACAACACUGAAUGAGAAAAGGAAAUGGACUUGAAAGAGCAGCUGAAAGGAGAUUUAGAGAACCAGUACUGUUCUGCCUUGUUUCCAAACUAGAAUUUAGCAUUUACUGAUCAUUGGGGUAGGGCUUUUUCUCUUGGUAAAUGAGUCAUUUUACCAUUCUUAGACAUGCAUUAUGCUGUGUGCUUGCCAUUAUUUCUGGUUCCUAAGAAGGCAGAGUUAGGGAUACAGCAUGCUUCUGGUCCUAGACCAAAUGGUUGAACAUUACAGACAAGGAUCUAUGUAAUCCUUGUAGAAGUUGGUAGUUGAUCUCCACACAUCUCAUUUAAGAAAACAAAGUGUAAUUGUUAGGGAAUAAAUCUGCCUGAUGAUUCUUGUAGGGACAGGUGUGAUCUAAGUUCCUGAGGAGCUCAUUAGAGCUUGGUGUGGCCGGUGGACAGGAGAAACAUGCCAGGUAGUUGAGGUAGCUCUGAGUGAUGAGGUUCCAUGCACCUUCCACUGCCUUGCCAUCUCAGAAGAAUGUUGUGUUUGCUGUCAAAAGUUUCAGUAAGUCACCCAGCUUUCCUUGAUUGACUUGUUUGUGUAAAGGCAUUUUUUAUUUUAAAAGUACCUAGCAGUUAAGCAGGACUGCUCUGCAAGAUCUUGGCUCUUCCCUAGAGGUGACACACAUCAGAAGUGUGCCUAAGAAUUUAGUUUUGUAGUGUCCAGAAGACUAAUGGUCUUUUUGGCAAUAGUCCAUCCUUUCUCACUGUGCUGACGGGUGGGAUAUGCACAUUAUUGUAUUUCCUUGCCCACUAUUCCUACAAGAAGCUUGAGAUUUUUUGUUUCCUUUAUGGAAAAGUUCUGUACAACAUGGCUUUUCACAGGCAAUAUUGUAAAAUAGUGACCCAACUUCUCAUUAUUUUUCAAAAGAUGAUGUUUUAGAUUUCUUGUGUGACAUUUUGUGAUCCUAGCUAAGGUGAUACCAGAAGAGUUGUGACUUUGCUUGAAGUCAUUUCAACUAGUCUCCUGCUUCAGGGUAGAACUUUUCUUUUACUAUCCAUUCCUGAACCUUCUUUAUCCUCACCCUUUCCAGUUGUGGGCUGUAGUAUGCUCACUGAGAGGGCUGCUGUUUUUAAUCUGCUGUGUGUUUAGCCUUUACUCUUAAUCUUAUACAAAGGGAAAUAUGAUCCGAAGAGUGGGUCAGAGUAUUCCUUCCCAUGAGCCUUUCACUGGGUGUGUAACUAAUAUGCAUAUGACUCGGUUUUAAAACACUCUGAAUUGUGAAUAGUUUUUUGUUGUUGAAGCAACAAAGUCAACUUACUCAUAUGUGGUUUUCCUGUGGCAAAUGCAAAGGGCUUCCUUCUCACAAGUGGCGUGUGAUGUAGAAGAUGCUGAGCAUUCCUUGUUUGGAUGGAAAUGGGCAGAAUUGGGAGGCCCAGGAGCAGCUUUAUUGCAGAUUUCUUAGGCACAGCUCUGCUGAAAGUGAAGAUGUUAAUCCUUAGUAGCAUUCUGAUUUAUUCUCGUGAUAUUGAUAAUGAAAUAUUGCAUCAGGUCCAUUUAAAGUGCGUAUAAUUGUAUUUGAACUGUGUUUUAUGUGCAUGUCUGUAUAGUACGGGUUAAUAAAAUUGUUGAGUAACUUGAACUUAU